AGGACAGAGACGCAUUUCCCCCAGAAUUCGCUCUGGGCUUCUUGCAAAACAAAAACCGCCCAAUACUACAGCACUUACCACUAUCAUGGCUGUUCUGUCCGAGUCCAGGUUGAGAAUCGCCAUCGGCUGCGACGACGCUGGCGUUCACUACAAGGACAAGAUUAAGCAAGACUUCGAAAAAGACCCUCGUGUAGUGCUCAUCGAAGACGUGGGAAGCUAUACAGGUGAUGACAAGACGGCUUAUCCCCACCGGGCAGCGUCUGCAGCAAAGCUUGUGGCUGAUGGCACCUGUGAUCGGGCGCUGCUCAUCUGUGGUACAGGGCUUGGCGUCGCCAUUACAGCAAACAAAAUCAAGGGCGUACGAGCAGUGACAGCGCACGAUAGUUUCUCGGUUGAGCGAGCCGUCUUGAGCAACAACGCCCAGGUCCUAUGUAUGGGCGAGAGGGUCGUGGGAUUGGAGCUUGCGAGGCGCCUGGCCAAGGAGUGGUUGGGGUACAGGUUCGAUCCGCAGAGCGCGAGUGCCGCCAAGGUGGAUGCUAUCGUGGCGCUGGAGAGCGAUUCCGACUGAAACAAAACAAUGUGAAUCGACUGAUACAGACUUGAGUAUGGAUGCAU
Messenger RNA from Verticillium alfalfae VaMs.102, 615 nucleotides. Its product is annotated as ribose-5-phosphate isomerase B. The transcript has 2 exons. Gene Ontology annotation, molecular function: isomerase activity. Gene Ontology annotation, cellular component: intracellular anatomical structure. Bases 86 to 568 code for a protein of 160 amino acids. The record is from RefSeq and is a predicted model, not a curated record. Lineage: Eukaryota; Fungi; Ascomycota; Sordariomycetes; Glomerellales; Plectosphaerellaceae. Gene Ontology annotation, biological process: carbohydrate metabolic process.